This is a messenger RNA of Dothidotthia symphoricarpi CBS 119687, 1912 nucleotides long. Its product is annotated as Protoporphyrinogen oxidase. Gene Ontology annotation, molecular function: protoporphyrinogen oxidase activity, oxygen as acceptor. The record is from RefSeq and is a predicted model, not a curated record. Bases 128 to 1912 code for a protein of 594 amino acids. NCBI's taxonomy places the organism in Eukaryota, Fungi, Ascomycota, Dothideomycetes, Pleosporales, Dothidotthiaceae. Gene Ontology annotation, biological process: heme biosynthetic process. The transcript is spliced from 3 exons. Gene Ontology annotation, cellular component: mitochondrial inner membrane.
CAUGACGGCGUUCCCGCGGCUGCGCUCGGACAUUUUCCCGCAACGCUCACGUUAUUGCAACCACAUUUCCGCCAUGCAUGACCCGCACGCGUCUCCAAGCUCCCAUUGAGCCACUCCUCCCCCGGCAAUGCAACUGCAAAGAUAUGGGCCCGCGGUAUUAAAACGCCGGACGACUCAAUGCCUCGCUGGCCGCGCCAUCGCUUCACCACCACACUCACACUCACUGCUGUCGCCGAGAUGUAGUGCCCUCCUCGCCUCCCGUGGCCGGCGAUUCGCAUCCACGGCGGGCCCGGAGCGUGUAGCUGUUCUUGGUGGGGGCAUUGCGGGGCUGGCCAGCGCGUACUUUACUGCCAAGGAGUUUCCUGAGUCGAAGGUUACGCUGUUUGAGAGCGCGGGGAAUGUUGGGGGGUGGAUUAAGAGUCGGAGGGUGGAUGUUGGCGAGGGGAAUGCGUUGUUUGAGUUGGGGCCGAGGAGUCUGCGGAAUAGCACUGUUACGGCGAGCUUGAUUCAAGAACUCGAUCUCAUCGAUGAGGUGCUGUUUACGGAGAAGACGGCUCCCGGCGCAAAAAACCGCUUCAUAUUCUACCCUGAUCGCCUCAAUCGCCUCCCCUCCGAGGCACCGUCCCUGUCGUCCCUCUUCGAUCUCUGGCGCACGGGCAUCCUCAGCGGCGCAUUUGGCCUCAUCAAGGAACCCAUGAUGCCGAGUCGUCCGUCUCUCCUCUCGGAUGAAUCGGUUGGCGCCUUCCUCGCACGUCGCGUCGAUAAACGGAUUGCAGACAACAUUGUCUCGGCGGUGUUCCACGGGAUCUACGCAGGCGAUGUGUGGAAUUUGAGUGCGAAGACACUGCUGAGUCUUGCGUGGCAGCUGGAAGGUAAAUAUGGCAGUGCACUUGGAGGGUUCUUCAAAUUGCAGAGCGAGGACGAGGGGAAAGGGCAGCUUACGAUUGCGCAUCCGCGGGAUGUCGAAGUGGCGCGCAGCAUGAACGAGGAGAUUGAUUUGGACGAGGAUUUUGCAUCGGAGCUGAAGGAUGCGAGCAUGUACACGUUCAGAAACGGACUGCAAACGUUGGUUACUGGGUUGACGGAGCGGCUGGAGGAGAUGGGCGUUGAGAUUAAAACCAACACGCCCGUGCAGACCUUCAAGCCGGCGUCAUCAGGAGAAAAGGGCGUGGAAAUCGUGGCUGGCCCCCCUGAUUCCACCACAACGCAAACCUUCGACCUCGCCAUUUCCUCCCUCCGCAACCCCGACCUGACACCCUAUGUCACCGUUCAGACGGUAAACCUCUACUUCGCCACACCACCCGCCUCGCUCCUCCCCGUCCAAGGCUUCGGCUACCUGAUCCCGCAAAGCAUCCCGUUCGAGCAAAACCCCGAGCGCGCCCUCGGCGUCAUCUUCGACUCGAGCGCCAUCGUCGGGCAAGACACAGCCCCAGGCACGAAACUCACCAUCAUGAUGGGCGGCCACUGGUGGGACGGCUGGGCGGCGUAUCCCACCGAAGAAGAGGGUCUAGCCAUGGCGCGCGCAGUGCUGAAGCGCCACAUCAACAUUACCGAGGAGCCGGUGCAUUCCAUUGUCAACCUCAGCCACGAAUGCAUCCCACAGUACACGGUUGGGUAUGAGGACCGGCUGCGGGACUUUGCGGACGGGAUUGCGAGCGAGUUCAAGGGCAGGCUGAGAGUUGUGGGGAGUCAGUUCAAUGGUGUGGGCGUGAAUGAUUGUAUUACUGGGGCGUGGAAUGUUGCGAGGGGUUUGAGGGGUGAGGGGUGGAAGGGUGAUAGUGUUGGGCUGGAGAGGGUUAGGGAUCGCAGGGAGUGGGUUAAGGUUGCGGCGAGGGAGAUGGUGUGGAGUGGGAGGGGGAGUAUCAAGGGGGCGGUUGGUGGGGGGAGAGGUGGUAUCGGUGGUGGUGUGUAG